Oncorhynchus kisutch (coho salmon) is the source of this 2167-nucleotide messenger RNA. RefSeq names its product vascular cell adhesion protein 1. Gene Ontology annotation, biological process: cell adhesion. NCBI's taxonomy places the organism in Eukaryota, Metazoa, Chordata, Actinopteri, Salmoniformes, Salmonidae. The record is from RefSeq and is a predicted model, not a curated record. Gene Ontology annotation, molecular function: integrin binding. The transcript has 5 exons. Bases 574 to 1419 code for a protein of 281 amino acids.
GAACAGACACGUCAUGAGUCAAGCCUUUUAUGUCACUUUCCAGUUCUAGGCUACAGGGAGAGAGAGAGGGGCAGAAGGCAAACCCCACCUAACUAGAUUCAAUGAAUGGCAUCACUUGGGGAAUGUUUAGGUCACAACUGUAUUAUUUUGUUAUUGACAUCUCUCCAUACAUCCAACCUCACUGACCUGGAGGAGCCAUAUCAGCAUUUCUCUCCUCUUCGACUUGGACCUCUCUCUUCUCCCCCUCUUCCUUAUCUUCUUUGAUUUCUGCGCUUUUCUUCUUUAACAUCUCCCUUCUCCUCCUUUUUGACAAUCACAUUGAGUUCCAGUUUUUGACCGCAGUCCUCCAGCUUCACUGACACCGUCUCUGGACCAGGCUGUGAGCUUCUCUGGACUGGAACGCCACAGCCAGAACCCGGUUCAGACAUGGUGGGCUAGAGGUGGGUCAGUAGAACCAGAGGCGGUAUAAAUGGCGUGUGUGAGUCCUGUUCCCUGGUGGUCAGUCCUGCUGGGCUGGUGGUGAAGUAUGGAGCCCCUGCUUCGGCCAACUGCACCUCCGAUACGGUCACCUCUAUGGGCUGGGAGCCGAGCCUAGGAGAAUCUCCGCUCUUUGGCACUGAGGUGAAAGAGCUGACUUGGAGAGUAGACAGCCUGACUGACUGGAAUAUAACGCCUCAAUGCUUUGAGAUCUCUGAGGUGGGAGGCCAGUGUGCCAGAGUGCUGAAAGUUACUGUUUACAAGCUUCCAGACAGAGUCUCCAUCAGAUAUGUAAACCACUCUGGUCCCGUGGUUGAGGGGCAUCAGUACUCUCUGCAUUGUCUUGUCCAGAACACCGCUCCUAUUGAGCACCUCAGAGUGACCUUCUUCAAAGUCUCUACCAAUGGUGAACGGACAGUGUUAUACACACAACCACUGAACAACGACAUUCAACAAUUGAACAAUGACAUGAGGCAACCGGUGAACGAGAGCUAUUCCCUGCAGUUCUCCCCUACUAGUGUUGAUGACGGGGCCCAGUGGUUUUGUUCAGCCAUGUUGGAUCUGGGACCAGAGGGACCCCGACCUCCUGCUGUAAUGGAAUCAGACCGCCUCAACACCACUGUGCACUUCGCUCCUGAGUUCUCCUGUUCUGCCAAGCUAGAGGUGCGAGCGGGGGAGGGGCUAACUUGUGAGGUCAGAGGCAAUCCCCUCCCAUCGGUCACCUGGCUGAGAGACGGACAGAUACUGACCCCGCCCACACACCUGAGCAGAGAGGAUGCUGGGAAUUACACCCUCAUGGCUUUGAACCGUAUCGGAAGAGCCAAUCACACAGUGGAGGUGGAGGUCCUACAUGACCGUGCUGCUAGAGGAGCUUCCUGUCAGGCUGCUGGGAGUGCCACGGUGGCUGUGCUGCUCCACCAGCUCAUUCAUUGGCUAUAUUGAAUGAUUAUUUUAUUGAUUGAACGGUUGAGUUAUUCAUUGACCAAUCAGGACACCGAUCUCUGUGCUGGAGCUUUGUGAUUUGACAGUGAUCUGUGAGGGCAGUCUUCAAUAGAUCUGGAAUCAGAGUUAGUAGAAAACCCUUUUUGCCUAAAUGUGAAAUGAGCUGUUUUGAAAUGUGUUAUUUUGAAGUAGUGCUAUUGAACAGGUCUGUAAUUAAGCAAUAAGGCCCGAGGGGGUGUGGUAUAUGGCCAAUAUACCACGGCUAUGGGCUGUUCUUAUGCACGACACAACGGUAUAAAUGUUUAUUUCAAAUCCUAACCUUAAAUGUUUAUUACUAAUAAACUAUAUAAAUGUUUCGGCCUAAUCCUAACCCUAACCUUAAUCCUAACCCUAAUCCUAACCUAAUCCUAACCCUAAUCCUAACCCUAAUCAUAACCCAGUCUCUAGCAACAGAUCUACCAUAAUCCUAACCCUAAUCCUAACCCAGUCUCUAGCAACAGAUCUACCAUAAUCCUAACCCUAAUCCUAACCCUAAUCCUAAUCCAGUCUCUAGCAACAGAUCUACCAUAAUCCUAACCCUAAUCCUAAUCCUAACCCAGUCUCUAGCAACAGAUCUACCAUAAUCCUAACCCUAAUCCUAACCCUAAUCCUAACCCAGUCUCUAGCAACAGAUCUGCCAUAAUACUUAUUGAAUGUGUUUGUUGUCUAUGUCUUUUGUGACGAAUAAAAGUUGACCCAUAAACUGUCA